AUGGCUAAACGCAAGGCCACUAAGGAGGCCGAUGUAGAAGAGCCUAUUGUUGAACAAGUCCAAGACGAGGAACAGGAAGCUCUCAGCUCGCCUCCUAAACCGGCAACUUUCAAAGGACGGCUGCAGCUCAACGACUUCGCAUUCAAGUCAGACCAACCGGAUUCAACCAGUGGCGACAGAAGAAGGUCGCCAAGAUUCGCCAGCUCAGCCUCAGCCUCGUCCACUUCUACUGCUGCUUCCAAGAGGAUUAACAACGAUGACCAAGAAGACGAUGGAGCCAAGCCUCAGAGGAAGAAGCGGGCACGCGCACCCGCUGGCUACGCGCCUCCAUCGACAUACGCCCAUCUCCCAGGUCUUCCCGACGCCAUAGGUGACAACCUCCUCGUCCUCUUUAUCGGCCUGAACCCGGGGAUCCAAACGGCACGGACUGGACACGCUUAUGCCCACCCAUCAAACCUCUUCUGGAAGCUCCUGUUCUCAAGUGGUGUAACUCCGCGUCCCUGCAAGGCGACAGAGGACCGUCAGAUGCCGGAGCUGUACUCGCUUGGCCUGACAAACAUCGUGGCUCGACCAAGUCGCAACGGCUCUGAGCUUAGCAAGCAGGAGAUGGAUGAGGGCGUCGAGAUUCUUCACGAAAAGUGCCGCAAGUACCGGCCCGAGUCUGUUUGCGUCGUUGGCAAGAGCAUCUGGGAGAGUAUCUGGCGCGUAAGGCAUGGUAAGCCUGUCGGCAAGGCCUUCAAGUAUGGCUGGCAAGAUGAGACGGAGAACAUGGGUGUCAUCAAGGGAGAAUGGGCAGGGGCUAAAGUCGGAAAAGGAACGUAUUUGGGGACAACUUGGAUCAUGGGUUAA
This is a messenger RNA of Fusarium vanettenii 77-13-4, 849 nucleotides long. RefSeq lists its product as uncharacterized. Gene Ontology annotation, molecular function: mismatch base pair DNA N-glycosylase activity. Gene Ontology annotation, biological process: base-excision repair, AP site formation. Bases 1 to 849 code for a protein of 282 amino acids. Lineage: Eukaryota; Fungi; Ascomycota; Sordariomycetes; Hypocreales; Nectriaceae. The record is from RefSeq and is a predicted model, not a curated record. The transcript is spliced from 2 exons.